Molecule: messenger RNA, 894 nt
Organism: Coffea eugenioides
Lineage: Eukaryota; Viridiplantae; Streptophyta; Magnoliopsida; Gentianales; Rubiaceae
Product: histone H3.3
Exons: 5
Coding region: 97-507 (136 amino acids)
Cellular component (GO): nucleosome
Molecular function (GO): structural constituent of chromatin; protein heterodimerization activity; DNA binding
Source: RefSeq, a predicted model, not a curated record
CUCAUCUACUUGCAAAUUUUCCAUUUGAUUGCCCAAAUUUUACAGAAAGAGAGAGCUUUGGUCUUCUGAGAGAGAGAGAGGGUCUUCUUUUGAGAGAUGGCUCGUACCAAGCAAACUGCUCGUAAGUCAACUGGAGGAAAGGCUCCUAGGAAGCAACUCGCUACCAAGGCUGCUCGCAAGUCUGCCCCAACUACUGGUGGAGUGAAAAAGCCCCACAGAUACCGCCCUGGUACUGUUGCUCUUCGUGAAAUCCGUAAGUACCAGAAGAGUACUGAGCUCUUGAUCAGGAAGCUUCCUUUCCAGAGGCUUGUCAGAGAAAUUGCUCAGGACUUCAAGACUGAUCUCCGUUUCCAGAGCCAUGCAGUCCUUGCAUUGCAGGAGGCAGCUGAGGCAUACCUUGUGGGUCUGUUUGAGGACACAAAUCUGUGCGCCAUUCACGCCAAACGUGUCACAAUCAUGCCCAAGGACAUUCAGCUGGCAAGGAGGAUCAGGGGCGAACGUGCUUAAGCUUGUUUAGGGUCCUCGUGUAGAAUGGUAGCUUUGGUGGUGUUUUUUGAUUUGUUCUCAAGCAAUAUUAUAUAGUUGGAUAGGACAGAGGCUUUUGCUUACUGGUAGUUGAUGGUGGCUAUUAGGAACUCGUGGUAUGGUGGCAUGUGUGCAGUAGUAUGGUUAUUGUUCAUGUUUUGUGUUGGGGUUGGAUGGCAAGAUCGACUUAUAAAUUCUUGUAUUUUCAGUUUGGUGAACUGCAUGUUGUCACACAUCUGGUGUUGAACAGCGUUUCUCAUUUGAUCUAAUGUAGUUUGGUAUUUUGUUGUUAGUGCGUUGUACUGUUCUAGGGAUGUCGUUAGAUUGUUCUCACUUGGGUAAUAAUUUAUGUUAACUCAGCCGAUUUUA